GGGGAAGGCCCGCCCAGGGCUGGAUUCAGUUUCCUAAUCACGAAAAGUCCCCAGACGAAUUCACUUGCACUAUCGUCGCCAUUCCGGGUGCAGAUGGUUGCGGCUCCUAGCUGCGCUAGUGGGAGAACCUGUCGCUUGUGCAGUGCUGUUGAUCAUCUGUUUCUCAGUCAGUGCUGUCUUUUGUGGCGUUUGGACGGGCGUUUCCCUAGCCUUAGAACAGAACAUUCCACGCCCUCCAGUCGUUGUACGCAGCCUUGUCUCCCACUCAUUUUUGCAGAUACCGGAAGAUCCCUCUGGACAGGGAGCUUGCUCCCAACAAGAUGACUGUGGCGAUCUUUGCAAACUGUGUGUUCUUUCUUAAAGUGAAACAUUUACCCAUUCAGGAAAAGAACAGAUUGAGAACGUGCAUUAAAGAAAAUGGUGGACUAAUUUAUUUUAUGCUAAAUCAUGAGUGUACCCAUGUCAUUGUGGAUAAUGUUGCUUCACUCAGCUCUUAUCAUCUGAAAACUAUCCAGAAGCAUCAGCUUCCCAUUGUAAGUGCCGAUUUCAUAUGGAAAUCAGCUGAAGAAGGAAAACUUUUACAGGCUGAUGAAUAUGAAACUAGUAAAUCAUUGGAAGGUAGUUCUGACCAAAAGCCAAGCCAUUGUGAUGAAAAGAACCAUCUGUCUUCUGAGCAUGACAUUAAGGAGAAAGAGGAUCCCACUGAGAAGAAUGAAAACAGUGGCCUGGAGCUCACUACUUUGGAAGUCAGUGAGAGUUCGGUUGGGCCCAAUAUGGAGAGUGUCAGAUUUUAUACAGAAAAUGAUCGAGAUACUCCUUAUUUUCCACAAGAUUUUGAAGUUGCAAAAUAUGAUGUCCUUGAAAAAAUUAAUAUUGAGAAAGGCAAAGAAUUUGUAGUUAUUGAAUUGCAGUGUUCCCAGGAAUCGUGUGAGUUUCCCUUUCGAAUAUCUGUACACUUCAGCAUGUCAGAUGGAUUUACGAGUAAAAAACUGUUCAUAAGAACUAAGACUUCUGAAGAAGUAAGAGAAAAUUAUGAGAUUUAUGUUAAAGAUCUGAAGAACCAAGAUUUCCUGUUAAGAGAAACCCUUCCCCUAGGUGCAGAUUAUUUAGCCUCCACAAAAUUACAAGAGCUACUUCUAGAGGAAGCUAUAAAUUCAAGCACUUUAUCCCAAGAAAUUAGUGCUUUUGUAGAACUGAUCUGGGCAGAAGCACUUGGUCAUUUGGACCAUUUACUACUUGAGCCAGUAAACAACCUCAGCCUCAAUGAUGUGAGCAAAGCAGAAGGCAUUCUACUCCAAAUGAAGAAUGCAAUGAAUGAGGGAACACCAGCAGAGGCACUGAAGGCGAUGAUGAUGGAGUUUUAUCGAAUUAUACGUCACAAAAGUGGAAUUGACUAUAAUAUUACAAAAAAACUGUUAUCUAGCAAACAGGACCUCUGUCAGGUGCCAGAUUAUCGGAAGUUUCAUGUGAUUGACUGUCCAGUGAAAGUUCUAAAAAUAUAUAGAGUUGGCAGAAUAAGUGAAACAGCAGAGUUUCUGAGCAAUCUUGGGAACAUUCAGUCCUUAUUCCAUGCAUCAUCUGUGCGCAACUUUGUUGGAAUUCUCUCACGAGGUCUCCUUUUACCAAAGAUAGUGGUUGAAAAUCAUGGCUUGGAAAGAACUGAUAUUGGGAACUUAGGGAGUGGCAUUUAUUUCAGUGACUCCAUCAGUACAAGUAUUAAGUAUUCUUCACCAAGUGAAAUGGAUGGAACGCGACUAUUGGCUGUUUGUAAUGUAGCACUUGGAACCUGUUUGGACUUGUAUAAAAAAGAUGUGACAUUAACUAGUGCGCCAUCAGGAUAUGACAGUGUUCAUGGAGUCCGUAAAACAGAAAACAUCUAUUCAGAUUUUGAGGAUGAUGAAUUUGUUGUAUACAAAACCUGUCAGGUUAAAAUGAGAUACAUUGUUAAAUUUUGCCUUGUUGGAGACCAAGUAAAGCAGUUUCAGCCUGGAAUUGAGACAGAAUUAGAGAAAGAUCGGCCGGUGACCUCGCAUUGUCAUUUACAACUCAAAGACUAUGCAUUACCAAGCUUAAAUCUUUUGAAUCCUAUAAAAACUGGUCUUCAGGACACAUCUGGAAACCCAGUCCCUCUUGAAGAUAUUCAUAUCAAGGGAAGAAUAAUGGACUUCAUAGCACAGAUAGUAGUGUUUCAGACUUACAUCAAUCAGAAUGAUAAUCCCAUUGAGGCAAAAUAUGUCUUCCCUUUGGAUGACACAGCGGCUGUAUGUGGAUUUGAGGCUUUCAUCAAUGGGAAACAUAUUGUUGGAGAGGUUAAAGAAAAGGAACAAGCACAUAAAGAAUACAGAGAAGCAGUCAGUCGAGGUGAUGGAGCUUAUUUGAUGGACCAAGAUGCCCCUGAUGUUUUUACUGUGAGUGUUGGAAACUUACCACCUAAAAGUACGGUUCUUAUCAAAAUCACCUACAUCACUGAACUUAGCUUUCAGAAUGGCUGUAUUACCUUUCAAAUGCCUACUGCUGUGGCACCUUGGCAACAAGACAAAGCAUUGAAUGAAAACACACAGGAUACAGUAAAGAAGGUCGGUGUUAAACGAAUAGGAACAAAAAAGGGUGGAUUCUGUGUGGUCAUGUCUAUUGAAAUGCCAUACAGUAUUGAACGCAUUCAUAGUUGGACACACAAACUUAAAAUAAAGGUAAGACAUUUUCCUGAAAUCAUUUUUUUUUACUUAAAAACCAAAAAAUCUUUUAAAAAUGUGGUUAGUUCCACAGCAAAUCAUCACAUCCUGAGAACUUUGUCUCAAUAUGGUGCUGGAGCAUAUGAAUAUUUUGAUCCAAAAUCAAAGUAUAACUGGCUAAAAAAGAUAGAAAGCCAAACAUCCAGAAUAUAUUCUCCAGGAUGCAGUUCUGUCUCUAUUAAAUGGCAACAGUUUGACUCAAAUGCACCAGAGCCAUUGCAAGCUCCUACUCAAAUAUAGUCUUUGUUUAACAAUGAAAGACUUCUUGUCUAUAGAUUUAUCCCACAUUGUACUCAGGCCACUUUAAAUGCACUAAUAAAUGACCAAGAAUUGCAAGCAAUGAUCUCAACCACUGAAUUACAGAAGACAACAGGAACACUGCUCCACAAACUCACAGCAAGAGCCCUCAUUAGGGACUAUGAAAACGGGAUACUUCAUGAAAAUGAAACAGAACAUGAGAUGAAGAAACAUACUUUGAAAGUCCUGAUUAUUAAUCUCAGCAUGGAGAACUCCAUCAUAACCCAGUUUACAAGUUUUGUGGCAGUAGAGAAAAGGGAUAUUACUGAAGUUCAGCACUCUGGUGUUCCAAACAUUCCCGAACUUAUAGCUAAGGAAGAUACAGACUUUUUACCCUACAUGGACUGGGAGCCUAAGACAUCUGAGCAUGGACUCCAGUCUCUAACCAGAGCAGUGGGAUUCAGCAGAUGUGAAUCAGCCACCACUGCGACUUUCCUGUCUGGCCAGCUGGGGGAAGGAGGGGAUAGCACUGACAAUGCACAGGAAUUAAGAGUCGCGCUCUUUUCAUCAGCAGCCUCCCACAGUCCCAAGAGAGACACUGCAGUGCUUAAUCUCUUUGACUGGCGAGCUGAGACCAGGAUUCACUGUUUGGAGCAUGAGCAGUUUCCUUCUCAGGCAGGUUUAUCUGACCGUUUUCUAACUAGAGUUGAAGAACAACUGCAACAUCUCCAAUGUCAAAGUGACGAAGUGUCAGUUCCCUUGGUUAAACCGGGCAUCUCACCAGAUUCCACUAGAAUGAGCUUUAACGGGGCUGCUAACGUUGAAUACAGUGCUGGGGCCACUGAAGUUGGACUGUUUGGGUCUGUCUCUAAGCCACAACCAGAAUUCAGCCCACAUAGUCAAAAAUCACUUUCAAAAAUCAGCAUUCCCCAGUCUCCAGUUUUUGGAGAUUUUCAUCAACAUCUACUGACUCCUAAUCGUCGUCCUCCUCUUCCUCUUCCUCCUCCUCUUCCUCCCAAAUUAAUUCCGGGUCUUCGUUUACAUUCAUUGUGCUCAUUUACUCCUUCAAGCCUGAAGAAGGCAAAUUUUGAAGCUCAAGGUACUGCUGAAGUUCUUGCUCUUAAAUUAGCUGGUGAAGCAGAAUCACCAAUACUGCACACUGCACCAAAGAGUGGAGCACAACUUAGAAGUCUGAAUUCUGCUUUGCAUUUCUCUGCUAUUGAAAAUGCAGCCAAAACAAGGAGGAGUUGCUCUCCAUUUCACUGGACUUCUGCAUCUACAGAUACUGAAAAAAAAGAGCUUAGUAAAAUAGUACCUCAGAUGAAGAUUCAACAAAGUCCACCAAGUGCUGUAACCUGGACGAUGAUUUUUGAGCUCCAAAAUCAGGAUGGCUUUUGGAAUCUCAGCCCAGAACUUGGGGUUCUUUUGGAUCUUGAUGUGGAUUAUUUAAUCAAUAAUUUCCUUCCAAAAAAAGGCAUUUGGUCCCUAGGUCCUAAAGGAAGAGAAGUAUUACAACUGAUUGCUACACUUUUGGUGCUGCAGUUCAUACGUUAUAAACAGCAACUGGAAGGGAUAACUUUCAAAUCUCUAAUGAAACUGGACGAUUCACCCACUUCAAGUGCUAUUCACUGGGCUUUUGCUUCAGUAAAAAAAGCAGUGGAAUGGGUAAGAAGAGUUGACAGACAAUUUCCAGCCAUCUGCCAUCGACUUGAACUUGGGAAGGAUUGGGACUCUGCCACAAAGAAGUUGUUGGGUAUUGAGUUAAUCAACACCAACUUUCCUCCAAAUAUUUAAUCAUAGGAGACUUACAUAAGGUUAAGAAAAGCAUUAACUGCUUUACUCAUUUUGCAAUUAUUAGACAAAUUAUGGGAUUUCACUGCAUUAACAGAGGCAAUUUUCAUUUUAUAUUGUACCUGUAUAACUACUGAGUAGUUUUAAUAUCCAGGAAAUUAACCAAAAUGUGGAAAUGUGGGGUCUUGUUUUAUAU
Messenger RNA from Pelodiscus sinensis (Chinese soft-shelled turtle), 4956 nucleotides. NCBI's taxonomy places the organism in Eukaryota, Metazoa, Chordata, Testudines, Trionychidae. The record is from RefSeq and is a predicted model, not a curated record.